This is a messenger RNA of Ceratotherium simum simum (southern white rhinoceros), 2266 nucleotides long. NCBI's taxonomy places the organism in Eukaryota, Metazoa, Chordata, Mammalia, Perissodactyla, Rhinocerotidae. The record is from RefSeq and is a predicted model, not a curated record.
ACCACCAGCUCCCAGCAGCUGCCACGCAGCUGGCUGGGAAAAAGGGAGAGGGUUCCUGCCGGGAGGGGAAGGGAGAAGGGUGGCGUCUCUGAGGGAUUUAACCUCCUACCCUCGGUUCCAGGACGCCACCCCCUCCUCCAAAGACUGGGACGGCGCCUCCAUUUUUGUUUUGGGGCGGAAGGGCAGGGGCUGGUGGAUAGAAGAGGUCAAAAGGAAACGGUGGUUAUCAACCGAGAGGGGGGAAGAGGGUGCCGUCCUCCCUCGUUCCCUUCCCUUCAGUCUGCACCCCCUGCAAACUGCCCCCACCUUCUCAGGGUCUCCCCCCCCCCCUUGUUGCUAAGGCCCAGACCGUCAUCCCAGCAACAGCCUCAGUCAUGUGACCGGCAAUGGCGGCGCUGACGAGAGGGGCUGCUGUCACUUUGUUCACAUUCCAAACAGACUUCCGCAGAAGGGACUGGUCCUGGUCAGCCGAGUGUGGAAAUAGAGGGAUUUCUGCUGCUGUUUCCGUCCAUGGGCUUUCCAGGUCACACAACCUACAAGUAGGGAGCAGGGACACAGAGAGAGAGCCUGCAUGCCAAUUCUAAGCUCUUCAGGAUCAAAUGUCGUUCGUCCUGUCCAGAAUGGCAGCCUGUGGAGGCACCUGCAAGAACAAAGUGACUGUCUCCAAGCCUGUGUGGGACUUCCUGAGCAAGGAGACCCCAGCCCGACUGGCCCGGCUUCGCGAGGAGCACCGUGUGUCCAUCCUCAUAGAUGGCGAGACUUCUGACAUCUAUGUUCUCCAGCUUUCCCCACAGGGCCCCCCCCCGGCCCCUCCCAAUGGGCUCUACCUGGCCCGGAAGGCUCUCAAGGGGCUUCUAAAAGAGGCAGAGAAAGAGCUGAAGAAAGCUCAGAGGCAGGGGGAGCUUAUGGGCUGCCUGGCGUUGGGGGGUGGGGGGGAGCACCCCGAGCUGCACCGCCCAGGCCCACCUCCUCUCCGAGCAGCCCCGCUCCUGCCCCCAGGGGCACGGGGACUCCCCCCACCUCCACCUCCCUUGCCCCCUCCUCUUCCUCCCCGCCUUCGGGAAGAGGCAGAAGAGCAGGAGAGCACUUGCCCCAUCUGUCUGGGGGAGAUCCAGAACGCCAAGACCUUGGAGAAGUGCCGGCACUCGUUCUGUGAGGGCUGUAUCACCCGGGCCCUGCAGGUGAAGAAGGCCUGCCCCAUGUGCGGCCGCUUCUACGGGCAGCUGGUGGGCAACCAGCCCCAGAAUGGGCGGAUGCUGGUCUCUAAGGACGCCACACUCCUACUGCCCAGCUAUGAGAAGUACGGCACCAUCGUCAUCCAGUACGUCUUCCCGCCCGGUGUCCAGGGGGCUGAACACCCAAACCCAGGAGUUCGGUAUCCUGGCACCACACGGGUGGCCUACCUCCCGGACUGCCCUGAGGGCAACAAGGUGCUGACCCUGUUCCGCAAGGCGUUUGACCAGCGUCUCACCUUCACUAUCGGCACGUCCAUGACCACAGGGAGACCGAAUGUCAUCACCUGGAAUGACAUCCACCACAAGACCAGCUGCACCGGAGGACCCCAGCUGUUUGGGUACCCGGACCCCACCUACUUGACCCGGGUGCAAGAGGAGCUGAGAGCCAAGGGUAUCACAGAUGACUGAAGGACAUCCCCUUUGCAAGGCCCCUGCCGUUCUCCUCCACUAGGACCCAACAGAAGCCUCUGUUCUCCUCUCUCCCUCUGCCCCCCCACACCACACUAGUCAGGCACCUGUCUGACUGGGGAAGGAGUUCAGAGAGGAAGGGGGCAGUCCCGUCCCCUGUCCCCCACUGGCCGAGUGCUUCAGUGCAGUGUGAGCCACUCCCUUCUGGCAGGGUCCCAGGCCCUGCUCCCCUCCUCCUAUGUACAUACUCCCAGCUUCCCUGGCCCUCUCUUGCCCUUGGCUUUUUCUGGUUUGUGCUGUGCUCCAGUGAGUAAGCUGAGAAAGGACCUGGGUGGGGAGGGCAGGGUCUCUUGAACCCCCCCUGCGCCCACAUACUGCUCCUGCUGAACUUGUCGGUUCAGGGGGCUUAUUGGGCUGCUGUGAGCCCCCAUGGAGCCGGCUGUGUGUGUUCUUCAGAAACAAUUCCCCUUCUACCUUAACCUCGUCCUUUCUCUCCUGUGUCUCUGUCUGUCUUUCUCUCGCUCUUCUCUGCCCCCUAUAAGGAGCCUCCUUACCCUGUUCUGGAAUCGCUGCCAGACUGUAGCUUUUAAUUUAAUAAGAAUAAAGUAAAAUAUGCAACUCUC